CCUCCAUAGGAGAGUAACAGCUAUAGGAGAGUAUCAGCUAUAGGAGAGUAUCAGCUAUAGGAGAGUAACAGCUAUAGGAGAGUAUCAGCUAUAGGAGAGUAUCAGCUAUAGGAGAGUAUCAGCUAUAGGAGAGUAUCAGCUAUAGGAGAGUAUCAGCUAUAGGAGAGUAUCAGCUAUAGGAGAGUAUCAGCUAUAGGAGAGUAUCAGCUAUAGGAGAGUAUCAGCUAUAGGAGAGUAUCAGCUAUAGGAGAGUAUCAGCCAUAGCCAUCUCCUUUCCUUCCUUAGUGCCACCGCCUGGUUGGAGUUGAGCCCUGUAGACACCAUGUCACAUACAAGCAUGGAUCCAACCAAGAUGGGUAUCGGCCGGUCUGUCGCCGUGCUGACCUCAGGAGGUGAUGCCCAAGGUAUGAACGCGGCUGUGAGGGCCACAGUCAGAGUUGGUCUCUACACUGGAGCCAAAGUCUACUUUGUUCAUGAGGGUUACCAGGGUCUGGUGGACGGAGGAGACAACAUCAAACUGGCCACCUGGGAGAGUGUGUCCAUGAUGCUGCAACUGGGUGGCACGGUCAUCGGCAGUGCCCGCUGCAUGGACUUCAGAGCCAGGGAGGGCCGCAUGAAGGCUGCCCUGAACUUGGUCAAGUUGGGUAUCACCAACCUGUGUGUGAUCGGGGGUGACGGUAGUCUAACCGGAGCUAACCAGUUCAGGACGGAGUGGUCCACUCUGCUGGUCGACCUGGUCAAAGCCG
Molecule: messenger RNA, 746 nt
Organism: Oncorhynchus masou masou (cherry salmon)
Lineage: Eukaryota; Metazoa; Chordata; Actinopteri; Salmoniformes; Salmonidae
Product: ATP-dependent 6-phosphofructokinase, muscle type-like
Exons: 4
Biological process (GO): fructose 1,6-bisphosphate metabolic process; canonical glycolysis; fructose 6-phosphate metabolic process
Cellular component (GO): 6-phosphofructokinase complex; membrane
Molecular function (GO): identical protein binding; AMP binding; monosaccharide binding
Source: RefSeq, a predicted model, not a curated record